AUGGCAUCGACAUUCAAUCGAGAUUACACUACAAGUGAAAGAAUUGGACUUGCAUUAUCACUUCAAUUUACGGCUGAAGCUUAUUCAAGAAUUUGCCCAAUUUCACAAUUAGCAGUUGCUGGCAACAAUUCACACCAGGUAGAUUUGCAAAAUCAUCUGGUCCUAAUGGGUCAUGAAGAGGAACCUUCGUUCUUACAUGGUCAUGUGUGGGGUAGAGGUAUACCAAAUGAACAAUACGUAGAGAAUGUCGAAUUAGGAGGACCAAUGCCUGGUGAAAUAUUUGAUAUGCGGGCCACUACCAAGGGAGUAAGUGGAAAUGAAAGCAUGAUCUUGUGGAAGGAGCACGAGAUGGAAAAUGUGGUGAAGAGAGUCAAGUUGGAAAUGUCACAAAUUAAGCAAGAGUAUGAGGAACAAGGUUUAGUCAUUCAAUUGUAA
Messenger RNA from Naegleria lovaniensis, 435 nucleotides. RefSeq lists its product as uncharacterized. Bases 1 to 435 code for a protein of 144 amino acids. The transcript has a single exon. NCBI's taxonomy places the organism in Eukaryota, Heterolobosea, Eutetramitea, Acrasida, Naegleriidae. The record is from RefSeq and is a predicted model, not a curated record.